Molecule: messenger RNA, 938 nt
Organism: Tilletiopsis washingtonensis
Lineage: Eukaryota; Fungi; Basidiomycota; Exobasidiomycetes; Entylomatales
Product: putative electron transfer flavo protein beta chain
Exons: 6
Coding region: 19-843 (274 amino acids)
Cellular component (GO): cytosol
Molecular function (GO): electron transfer activity
Source: RefSeq, a predicted model, not a curated record
CUCCCUCCACCGCCCGCCAUGCUGCCCACGCCUGCCCGCUCCGGCCUCUCGCUCCUCGUCGGCGUCAAGCGCUGUGUCGACUAUGCCGUCAAGAUCCGCAUCCGUCCCGACGGCAAGGGCGUCGACACCAACGUCAAGAACAGCAUGAACCCGUUCGACGAGAUCGCCGUCGAGGAGGCCGUGCGCCUGCGCGAGAAGCACAAGGGCGACGUGUCGCGCAUCGCCGCCGUCUCGAUCGGCCCGGCCAAGGCGGCAGACGUGCUGCGCACGGCGCUCGCCAUGGGUGCCGACGACGCCAUUCACGUCGAGAUCCCCGCCGACACGGUCAUCGAGCCGCUCGGCGUGUCGAAGAUCCUGGCUGCCAUCACUAAGGCCGAGAUGGAGAAGGGCCCGGACGACGAGGCAUGGGCGUGGACGAUGGGCAAGCAGGCCAUCGACGACGAUGCGUCGCAGACGGGCCAGAUGCUCGCGGCGCACCUCGACUGGCCGCAGGCGACGUUUGCCAGCAAGCUCGAGUUCAAGGGCGGCUUCAAGAAGGGGGAGAAGGUCGAGGUGACGCGUGAGAUCGACGGCGGCCUCGCCACGAUGGAGACGACGCUGCCCUUCGUCCUCACCACCGACCUGCGCCUCAACGAGCCGCGCUACGCCUCGCUGCCCAACAUUAUGAAGGCCAAGAAGAAGCCGCUGAAGAAGGUCACGCUCAAGGACCUCGGCCUUGAGAACGAGAUCUCGCCCCGCCUGGAGACGCUGGAGGUCAAGGAGCCGCCGAAGCGGCAGGGUGGCAUCAAGGUCGAGAAUGUGGACGAGCUCAUCGCCAAGCUCAAGGAGAGCGGCCGCAUCUAGAGUGCCGCAGUCGCCGCUGCGCACACAGCCUUCUACGCUCCAUCUGAGUGCGCUAAUUCUCGCCUCAGACGCACGGCAUCGUACACCUAGCAGCA